AUGCCCAAAGAAAAGUCUGUCAAUCCCGCGCAAGCCCAGCGCAAAGCUGAAAAGGCAAAGGCUAUCAAAAAAGGCAAGGCCUCUCUACAAGCUCAGAAAAAUGAACGACUCGCCAAAAAGAAUCCACAACGUCUACAAGCCCAACUCGAUGACCUCAAAAAGAUAGAAAGUUCUGGUGGAAAACUCACAAGUCAUGAACGGUCAUUGAUAGACGGAUUAGAGAAGGAAAUAAAAGCUGUAAACAAAGCGCGUGAGGCUUUGGGUGAUGCAGCACCCCAGUUUUCACAUUCGAGAGGUGGAUUUGGUGGGGACAGGGGAGGAAGAGGGGGUUUUGGUGGAAGAGGUGGUGGCGGUGUUUUGGGGAAAAGGAGAAGGGAUGGGGGAAUGGAGGAGGAGAGCAGUGACUCAGAUGUAGAUGAGGAGGUUAAGAGGAUACCGAUGCCGAGAGAUACACCACCUCCUUUCCCGAAAGAAGUGCUGGAUAAAUGGUAUGCGGCGCGUCGAGCACGGUAUCAGGCACAAAAUCAAAAUCAAAAUGACGAGAGGAGUGGAGGCACAAAUGCAAAUUCUACGCCGUUGGGAGGAAAGGAUCGUGGAGACUUUGGUGGUCAGGAUUCUGGAAGUGGUAAGAAGGUGCAGCAGGAAGUUAAGACGGUAUAUGAAGCGAAACCACAAAUACGAGAUUUAAGAAAGGAGGCUGUAGCUUUUGUACCGGCGGCUGUGAGGGCAAAGAUGCAGAAAGGGAAAGGAGAAGGCGGAUUAAUGGAACCGGAAGAGAUGGAAAGGUUAGAGAAAGAAGGUUAUAUUGCUGGCAGUGGUGGGCAAAGGGAAGAUGCUGGGGAUAGUGGACAAAUGAAUGUAGAGAUGGAGGAAGUGGUGGAUGAGGAUUAUGCCUAG
This is a messenger RNA of Sclerotinia sclerotiorum 1980 UF-70, 897 nucleotides long. RefSeq lists its product as hypothetical. The record is from RefSeq and is a predicted model, not a curated record. Gene Ontology annotation, biological process: RNA processing. The coding region runs from base 1 to 897 and encodes 298 amino acids. NCBI's taxonomy places the organism in Eukaryota, Fungi, Ascomycota, Leotiomycetes, Helotiales, Sclerotiniaceae. The transcript is spliced from 2 exons.